AUGUCUGACGAGGACCACGACUUCGCGCACCAGGGCGGUGGCGACAACGCGUCAAAGACGUAUCCCAUGGCCGCUGGCGCCUUGAAGAAGGGCGGCUACGUGUGCAUCAACGGCCGUCCGUGCAAGGUGAUUGACCUGUCCGUGUCGAAGACCGGCAAGCAUGGUCACGCUAAGGUGAGCAUUGUCGCGACUGACAUUUUCACUGGCAACCGCCUCGAGGAUCAGGCCCCGUCCACGCACAACGUAGAGGUGCCGUUUGUAAAGACCUUCACGUACAGCGUGUUGGAUAUCCAGCCCAACGAAGACCCCUCUCUUCCAUCUCAUUUGUCGCUGAUGGACGAUGAGGGCGAGAGCCGCGAGGAUCUCGAUAUGCCCCCGGAUGCGGCCCUGGCAACUCAAAUCAAGGAGCAGUUCGACUCCGGCAAGGAGGUGCUAGUUGUGGUUGUGUCUGCAAUGGGCACUGAGCAGGUGCUGCAGACGAAGAAUGCUGCGGAGAAGUAG
Leishmania mexicana MHOM/GT/2001/U1103 is the source of this 501-nucleotide messenger RNA. Its product is annotated as putative eukaryotic initiation factor 5a. The coding region runs from base 1 to 501 and encodes 166 amino acids. The transcript has a single exon. Gene Ontology annotation, molecular function: RNA binding; ribosome binding; translation elongation factor activity. Lineage: Eukaryota; Euglenozoa; Kinetoplastea; Trypanosomatida; Trypanosomatidae. Gene Ontology annotation, biological process: positive regulation of translational termination; positive regulation of translational elongation. The record is from RefSeq and is a predicted model, not a curated record.